AUGAUCAUGAGCUCCUAUUUGAUGGACUCUAACUACAUCGAUCCGAAAUUUCCUCCAUGCGAGGAAUAUUCGCAAAAUAGCUACAUCCCUGAGCAUAGUCCGGAAUAUUACGGCCGGACCAGGGAAUCAGGAUUUCAACAUCACCACCAAGAGCUGUACCCACCACCACCUCCACGGUCUAGCUAUCCCGAGCGCCAAUAUAGCUGUACCAGUCUCCAGGGACCGGGCAAUCCGAGAGGCCACGGGCCGGCUCAGGCGGGGCACCAUCACCCCGAGAAAUCGCAGCCGCUCUGCGAGCCAGCUCCUCUCUCCGGCUCCUCCACUUCCCCCUCCCCAGCCCCGCCAGCCUGCAGCCAGCCAGCCCCAGACCAUCCCUCCAGCGCCGCAUCCAAGCAGCCCAUAGUGUAUCCAUGGAUGAAAAAAAUCCACGUUAGCACGGUGAACCCCAAUUAUAAUGGAGGGGAACCCAAGCGUUCGAGGACAGCCUACACCCGCCAGCAGGUCCUGGAAUUAGAAAAAGAGUUUCAUUACAACCGCUACCUGACCCGGAGGAGAAGGAUCGAGAUCGCCCACUCGCUGUGUCUCUCCGAGCGGCAGAUCAAAAUUUGGUUCCAAAACCGUCGCAUGAAAUGGAAGAAGGACCACCGGCUCCCCAACACCAAAGUCAGAUCGGCCCCACCGGCUGCCGGAGCGGCGCCCAGCGCCCUGCCCGCCACCACCCCCGGCCCUACUGAAGACCAUUCCCAAAGCUCAACACCACAGGAGCAGCAGCGAGCAGAGGACAUUACCAGGUUAUAAAACAUAAAUCACACCCCCUCGCCCCCGUCCCCACCCCACCC
Messenger RNA from Gracilinanus agilis (Agile Gracile Mouse Opossum), 839 nucleotides. It is a transcript of the gene HOXC4, whose product is annotated as homeobox C4. The transcript is spliced from 2 exons. Bases 1 to 798 code for a protein of 265 amino acids. Gene Ontology annotation, molecular function: DNA-binding transcription factor activity, RNA polymerase II-specific; RNA polymerase II cis-regulatory region sequence-specific DNA binding. Lineage: Eukaryota; Metazoa; Chordata; Mammalia; Didelphimorphia; Didelphidae. The record is from RefSeq and is a predicted model, not a curated record. Gene Ontology annotation, biological process: regulation of transcription by RNA polymerase II; embryonic skeletal system morphogenesis; anterior/posterior pattern specification. Gene Ontology annotation, cellular component: nucleus.